Molecule: messenger RNA, 1791 nt
Organism: Lecanosticta acicola
Lineage: Eukaryota; Fungi; Ascomycota; Dothideomycetes; Mycosphaerellales; Mycosphaerellaceae
Source: the annotation of a GenBank genome assembly
AUGAAGCACACAAGAACGCUGGAAACAGCUAACACGCUACUAAACCACUUCAUAUGUCGGCGCUGCUUGGAUAAGGCAGCGAGGUCAACGCAGGGCCAGUCAUGCAUAGCUGCUAAAUACUACCAUUCUCGAAAGCUCCAAACACCCGCGAGACCUCUACGGCCUUUUCCGAGCACGAGCGCCAUCACCAAGACGAGCCAUAUAACGAACGUACUGCCUAAUCCACGAAGACCAUUGCACACUGGAGGCACACCUCCAACAACCCUUGAAGAGCAUCAGCGAGAAGUAGAAAGAGUAGCGACAAGCGUGAGAAGUUUCUAUGACCGGAAAGAGAAGUUUCGAAUACAUCAUGGUUCAACCAACAGCACGCGGAAAUCCGCAUUGGGCAGAGACCCGAGGACGGUGGUUGAUACGAGCAGGUUAAACCAUGUCGUGAAGUUGGAUGUCGAAUCCCAGACGGCCCUGGUGGAGCCCAAUGUUCCUAUGGACAGGUUGGUAGAGGAGACGUUGAAAUACGGUCUCGUGCCACCUGUGGUUAUGGAGUUUCCUGGUAUCACUGUUGGAGGUGGAUAUGCAGGUACGGCGGGAGAGAGCAGCUCCUUCAAGCAUGGCUUCUUCGACCGCACGUUGAACAAGGUGGAGAUUGUGCUUGCCAAUGGCGAGAUUGUCACGGCAUCGGAGCAUCAGCACCCAGAUCUCUUACGCGGUGCAGCAGGAGCUGUAGGUACGCUUGGCGUGACGACUAUGGUCGAGCUUCAACUUCGCAAAGCCACCAAGUUUGUCGAGACAACAUAUCACCCGGUCUUCAGCAUGGAAGAAGCUAUUGAAAAGCUUCAGGACUUCACCUCCCGACCCGACGAUCUCGACUAUGUCGACGGCAUCAUGUACUCUCCAACCAGCGGAGCUAUCGUUACUGGCCGUAUGACAGAUACACCGUCCAGCGGCCUCUCAAUACAACGUUUCAGCGAUCCCAAAGACCCUUGGUUCUACCUUUACGUCAAAGACAAAAUUUCAAAGCACCAAGCUCCAACAUCCGACGCCAUUCCUCUGCCAGACUACCUCUUCCGCUACGACAGAGGAGGCUUUUGGGUAGGAGAAGCCCCAUUCGAUUACUUCCCCGGCGUCCCGUUCAAUGACUUCACCCGUUGGUGGCUGGACGACUUCCUCCACACCCGAAUGCUCUACAACGCCCUCCAUGCAAGUGGUAGAUCAGAGCAAAUGAUCGUGCAAGACCUCGCAUUGCCCUACGACACCGCGGCUGAUUUCGUGCGGCGGAUGGACGACAUGCUCAAGAUCUGGCCACUAUGGCUCUGUCCACUGAAGCAGAGCCCUCAACCAACAAUGCACCCUCACUACAACGCCUACGAAGCGGACGGUAAGACCCUCAAACCAAUGCUCAACAUCGGCCUCUGGGGUAAAGCGCCUCCAACCCAUGAGGGCUACAUUCAAGCCAAUCAAGCCAUUGAAGCCACGCUCCAAGACUUACGCGGAAUGAAAUGGCUGUACGCCCAAACAUACUUCUCCGAGCCAGAUUUCUGGCGCGAUUUUGAUAAACAAUGGUAUGAAUCUUUACGAGAAAAGUAUCAUGCCACGACGCUGCCGACCGUCUGGGAGAAAGUAAGAGUGGAUAUUGACGCAGAGCGGAAGGCGAAGGAGUACCAGCCUCUUUCGAAGAAGAUUCUGGAUAUGUGGCCCGUCAGUGGGCUGUAUGGGCUCAAGAAAUCUAUUGACAGUGGUGAUUACUUGCAGGCGAGGAAACCGGCCUGGAAGGAAUGGGUGCCACGAACGUAG